This is a messenger RNA of Ectocarpus sp. CCAP 1310/34, 563 nucleotides long. The record is from the annotation of a GenBank genome assembly. NCBI's taxonomy places the organism in Eukaryota, Phaeophyceae, Ectocarpales, Ectocarpaceae.
AUGGCGGACCGCAGGAAACUCGGUGCGCCUCUUGGGUCGUCGUGUGCUGGCCCACCGAGCCAACGAUUCAGGCGUGCAUCCGGUGGCCAAGAGGUGGUGCGGCAGUUGAAAGCAGCUGCUACUGCGGUGGUGCUGGUGCUGAGUGCGGCGGCAGUGGUCACCUCUGUAGCUAGCGCUAACAAGACGCGUGCGGCUAUCCACGAGCCACGGCGUCUGGUCUGGGAGGAUCACGCUGCUGACCUCAAGAAGCGGAAGGUCUUCCGGAGGAUGUAUCGCAUGGAGGAACCGGUGUUCAACAAAGUGGCUGUGUUGCUGGAACCGAUCCUACAACGGAACGACUACUACGCAAGAACAGAGCGAAUCAUCCCGCAGCACCACCGCCCGCCUUAGCACAACAGCAGGACGGUUUACACCAGCAGGACGGUGACCUCUGGUGUCUGACUAGGGUUAGGGUAACAGUUUCACCGCCCAGCACUUGCUAUUUUCGUCUGUCUGCUGAUACGUUCACGCUAUGCUUAUUUUGUGCUUCAUGCGAAACAGGCAAACGGUAUCAACGCGGUGCU